This is a messenger RNA of Carlito syrichta (Philippine tarsier), 471 nucleotides long. Its product is annotated as calmodulin-like. NCBI's taxonomy places the organism in Eukaryota, Metazoa, Chordata, Mammalia, Primates, Tarsiidae. The transcript has 2 exons. Gene Ontology annotation, molecular function: calcium ion binding. The coding region runs from base 1 to 471 and encodes 156 amino acids. The record is from RefSeq and is a predicted model, not a curated record.
AUGAAUUACCAGGCUGACCAGCUGACUGAAGAGCAGAUUGCAGAAUUCAAAGAAGCUUUUUUGCUAUUUGACAAGAAUGAUGAUGGAACUUUAACAACAAAAGAAUUGGGAACUGUAAAGAGGUCUCUUGGGCAGAAUCACACAGAAGCAGAGUUACAGGACAUGAUUAAUGUAGAUGCUGAUGGUAAUGGCACAAUUGACUUCCCUGAAUUUCUGACAAUGAUGGCAAGAAAAAUGAAAGACACAACCAGUGAAGAAGAAAUUAGAGAAGCAUUCCAUGUAUUUGAUAAGGAUGGCAAUGGCUAUAUGAGUGCAGCAGAGCUUUGCCAUGUGAUGAUGUUUCUCACAAUGACAAACCUUGGAGAGAAGUUAACAGAUGAAGAUGUUGAUAAAACGAUCAGAGAAGCAGAUACUGAUGGUGAUAGUCAAGUAAACUAUGAAGUGUUUAUACAAAUAAUGACAGCAAAGUGA